AUGGACCGUCGGCAGACACCAUACCGGUCGUCAGUACAGGGCAGCGUGCAGGAAGAACGAGCCUACUCAGACACCUUCCUCCCUCUUUCCAACAACUCGAGCGACUUUGUGCCCGCACAUCGCAAAACGCAGUCCGUCGAGAUCUUGACGGACUGGCUCAACGCUCGCCCCGACACCACAACACCACCUUCACCUACCGCUUCUCGCCCCUCAUUAGCAACCCCGACGCCGAAAGUCACGACGCUCAAACGAACCAACACCAACCGCUAUAAGAACUCGCCAUUACGCAACUACACAUAUUCACCGAAAUCGAUAGAGGACCUGCGGGAGGCGUGGCGCCAGCAUAAUCCCUAUAAGUUGAAGAGCGUCUCGCCGGAUCGGAGGACGGAUAACUCCUCUACUUCGCCAACAUCGCCCGUUUUGGCUUUUGCCGCUGACCUGCCGCCAUUACCAGCGUUGCCCGUUCCGGAGGAUGGCUACGUGUCCGCAACUGAUGGGUCGAUGACGGAUUUCACGGAUGUUGAUGCGGAGGAAGGCGCCGCGGUGAGAUCGUCUACAAUAGAGGUCGAAUCGCCUCAGGAUCCCGAGUCUCCGGCGCAGAGCAAAGGCGGGAAUUCGGAGAAUACGUCGUCCCCCACGUUGAGCAUUAACGAGCUGAUAGACGGGUAUGACGCCAUGCGAACAUUGGGGAGAAAUCCGGAAUCUGCAGUGAAGAGAGCUGAGACCCAGCAGAGUCCGAAAGCAGCGGACGAAGAUGUGUUUUACACGCCUAUGGGCAUUCCACCUGCGGCGGAGGGCUCAUAUUUCCCGGCACGACCUACAGCUGGCGGCGCCUCGAAUGCUGCACCUAUCCCGCCGCCUAGGAAUGGAAGCAAACACGCGGGUCCGAGUGAUGCGAGAACAUGGGAGGCUAUCAUCGAGCGACUGGAAGGAUGGGUGUCGAUGUUGGAUGCCAUGUCUGAGCGACAUACUCGGACAAGUCAAAGCACGCCUACCCCUGCUCCGAACUCCUUGUCGGUCCGAACACAUAAGGAUGCGCCUUCAGGAAGUCAAAGCGUGCGGUCGCCAACCUCACCGCUACCGAGUGGAGCUCCGCGAAACAACUUCAAGUUCCAGGUAACAGUGGGCGAGGACAAUCGGAUCCAUAUUGAGAUCGACCCGACAGGUGCCGACAUUGUCGCAACCUCGCCAACUGUGCAGGUCGCCAACAUCCAGGGCCGUGAAGACGUGUCCUGGGAACACGACGCAACGAAUCGCUCGACGCCCACCCCUUCUUCGAAUCCUCGUGACCUCAGCUGGGAUAGACACGGAAAAGAACGUUUCCCAACCACAGACUCGGCUGUAUCAGGCGUCGGGUCGUUCGAAACCAGCACACCGGCGUCAUCGCCUCGGAAGCUUACCACCCUCACCCUUCCAUCAUCGUCAUCUCUUACUUACACAAGCGCGAAACAGCCUGGAAUUUCAUCCCCCGCGAAGACGGCCAGCGAUCCUGGCUAUAUGUCUGCCAAUUCUUCCCUAUUGACAUUCGGCGAUCUGGUGCCGGACAUGUCGCAUGUGAUCGUGAACCCGGGGCAGCAUCUCAAACAGGUCUCAGUGGUGCCAGGCUCGCCGAUACGAAAUUUGGAUGAGGGUCACAAGGCUAGUAUCGUGAAUACCGCAACCCGUGCGCCAGCGGGUGGUGUAGCAGCAAAUAGCGGGUCACGGGCGGGGCCAUCCUCUCCCCUGGCGUCCUUGGCUGCAAAGAUUUCAUCGCUCGACAAUGGUCAGGAAUCGUCAACCUCUUACCACACGGCCGCUGAAAACCCAUAUCCCGAAGAAGAUUCGACUCCUAGUCCCUUUGACGAACCCUCUGGCCCACACAACGCCGUCUUUGAGUAUGUCAUCGACACCGGAAAACACAAUGUUACCAAACACCUUGUAGCGGCAACGCCUGUCAAAUUGGUCGAGUACCUCACCACGGAUGCUCCCCCGGAUUUCGUAGUAGAUUUCUUUAUCACUUACCGGGUCUUUAUGAGCGCAAAGUCGCUGAUGAGUCUGCUCCUGCAACGAGUGGUGUGGUGUCUCAGAGGCAUGUGGAGCGGUUCGGGGACACAGGAAGGGAGACGGCGCCUCGUGCUGGUGAAAACGCUGAUGCUGUUGGAAUACUGGGUGGAUUUGCAGUAUGAUGUUGAUUUCGCACCGUCGCGGACGCUGAGGGCUUCGCUGAACACGUUCCUGAAGACGAAGCUUGAAUCGCAUCCAAACCUUGCCAAUGGGUCAACGAAUCGACAGACGCGGUCGGAUGCGGGUGAGGAGGAGAACGUGGCGGCACAAGUGCGUGCAUUGCAGGACCUUCUGGUUGUGAGGAAAGAGCAACGGCGCAUGCGGAGCAGGAGCCGCGAUCGUUUGAGGAGUCGAAGUAAACAUCACAGGUCUGGCGCACCUUCUCGCAGUUCCCACCGGCACAAUCAUUCAGACGAUGAGACCCGGUCUGGCGGACACAGCGACACGUCGCACCGACGGAGGUGGCAUGGGGAUCAAACGGAGCCCACGCUUUAUGUCAACAGGAUCAAGGGGAGUGAUACGGGAAGUAAUCGCAGCCCGCCGAAUAAUAGUGCAGAAAGCGUCAUCUACGCGGCGGGCGGCAAGAGUUCGCCGGCUCCCUCUGUUGGAAGAAUCGACUCACCCGACGCCCGAUCGCAACCGUACAUGUUCUUCCCGGAAGUUAGGCCGUCGGUGGAUACCAUCCGCUCCGGGGUAUCAUCGCAGGUCACGGCGGCGUCGUCUACCGUGCCGGGUCAACAAAGCCGGACAUGGAAGUCAUGGAUCUUCCGAAAGCAUGGACAUCGGGCGACAAUCCUAGAUCCACCGCCAUCGGAGGGCAGUCAUCUUUCUCCGAAAUCGUCGCAAUUGUCGCUGCACAUGGCAGGAAGUCGCUCGAACACGCCUACGCCCUCUCUUCCCGACCCGCCGCACCCUGGCGCACAAUCUAUACAUCGGUCUUUCCUUGUCGACUACCCGCCUCAUGCUCUCGCUCAGCAUUUUACGCACAUCGAGCAGCAGUACAUCCUGCAGGUCGAUUGGCCGCACCUUCUCCUCACGCAGAGCUGGAAAGUCAGAUCCAGCGCGGGAUUCAAGACUGUUCCGGACGUCUGGAGAGUGGUCGAUAGGUUCAACGCGACAUGCUGGUGGGUAGCCCGCGAGCUCAGCAAGUGUGAGGGAGGCGCGCAGGGAAAAGCGGCGAUGCUGGAGCGGGUGGUGGAGAUGGCGAGGAUCGCGGCGCGGUGGAGGAAUUGGUCUACGGGGCUAGCCUUUGUGUUGGCCGUGCAAUCAGUGUGGCCGCUGCAGGGCGGCGAGGGACCAGGUGUCGAUUCGUACAAAUUCGCUUACGAUACGUUGCCGUUGGGGAUCCAUGGCGGUAGCGGUGGUGGCAACAAGGCACCGCCGACUGUUGCGAAGAAGGCCUCGUCUGCGAGCUUGGGACACGGUGGCGCAUCGUCUAAGGAGGCUGGAAAGGACGGCGUUGUCAAUGUAUGGCAUCAUGUUCCCGAGUCCACUCGCCAGGCCUUCACUAAGCUCCUCGAGUUUGCCGACCCCGCCCGGGCCAAAUUCGCAAAGCUGAGGGAGGUGCAAGAGACGUGCGCUAAGGAGGUGGUUCUGGAUUGGGAUACUUGGUGGUCUGAGCGCCCUGAUCGUCGGAAGGCGCGCGUCGACACCAAAGGCAAAAGACCCGCGGUGGGUGCGUCGUCAACCACAAAGCCUACACGGCGGAUGAGACGAGCGGACAUGUUAUCUUGGACGAAUCCGGAUGCGGCUCACGAAGAUGAAGACGAGCCACAGGAGAAGUCGCUGUGUGCUGUGCCUUUCUUCGGCCUCUUCCUCAGCGACCUAGCGUACGUUGAUGAGGUCGGAUGGUUUUUCGAGCCUUUCGUUGGCCCCGGCUCGUCAUCCGAGUCGUCUGGGUCGGACCAUCAACGUCACGGGCGCAUCCAACAGCAACAGAAACAGAACAAGGACGCGUUCCUCACAGGCCCGCCACGCCACCGUAGCAGUCGCUCGCGAUCGAAGUCCCGGCCACGGACACCCCCGAACCAGACCGAGUCUGCCCCCGGGUUGUUGCCCGCUGUACCCCCGCUCUCUCCCUUGUUCAAACCGACAGACACAACGUUCUUGUCCUCCGUCGUCACUGCUGCCUCGCCUCCGAAAUCAGAACGCAAGGACCCCGCGCUGCCUACGUCCGCAUCAGAAGCAGGAAGGUCGGUGCCGCUGGCGUCGUCUCACGUGGUUGCGACGACGACCCCCAGUCAGUCUUCAUCACCUGCCACCGUCAAACAAUCAUCACACCCGCACCACUCACCCCAACGUCUCGUCAACCUCAAACGCGCCCGCCGCACCGCCGCCAUCAUCCGCAACUUCCGCUCCUUCCAGAUGCCCGAACGGCGAUACCCGCUCCUAGACGACGACGACAGCGACGACGACGGUCUGGACUGUCAUAAUGAUUACCACCAUGAUGAUGGCGACGCGUAUGGCGAUCACCACCAUUAUCGAUACGAGUACUACAAUUCCGAUCUAGAGCCUCGGAAAGCGGCUGCUGCGCGACAGCGGACUGAGCAGGAGGUGGCGGCUACGCGGCGACGGAGGGCUGUUCUGGCGGAGGGCGUGAAGAGUCUGGGGGGAUUGUUGGGGUGA
Molecule: messenger RNA, 4668 nt
Organism: Fimicolochytrium jonesii
Lineage: Eukaryota; Fungi; Chytridiomycota; Chytridiomycetes; Spizellomycetales; Powellomycetaceae
Exons: 1
Coding region: 1-4668 (1555 amino acids)
Biological process (GO): Ras protein signal transduction; positive regulation of GTPase activity
Cellular component (GO): plasma membrane
Molecular function (GO): guanyl-nucleotide exchange factor activity
Source: RefSeq, a predicted model, not a curated record